GUUACCGCUUCUGGUUUUCAAGUUCUUGGCUCAAGGAUCGUUACUUGGCACCACUCACCGACUUGGUUUCCCCAGGCGUUCGGGCUUGCUCGUGCGGUUGGCAGUACUACUAGGACCCGCUUACGUGAAUUUCCAUAUCGCCGCCGCCAACAAUGGUGCCCGCGCCUGCCAGGAGCUCCGGCCGGAGGCGCGGCGGCGCCGGGUGGCAGCAGCCCGCGGCGCCCCCGCCGCCGGCCGAGGCGUGCUGGCAGCCGAUGCACAACCCGGCGGACACGCUGGUGCACUUCCACAAGUCCUUCGGCGUCAUGCAGGAGCUUUUCGACCACCGCGACUUCGCCACGCUCGGCGCCGAAGUGGUCCGCUGCGCCGCCAUGGCGACCCCCGUGGGCACGGUGGCCCAGCCGCGCUUCUUGGACCUCGGCUGCGCGCCCGGUGGCUUCAGCGCGUGCCUGCUGCAGG
Prorocentrum cordatum is the source of this 459-nucleotide messenger RNA. The record is from the annotation of a GenBank genome assembly. Lineage: Eukaryota; Dinophyceae; Prorocentrales; Prorocentraceae.